Messenger RNA from Aspergillus neoniger CBS 115656, 1188 nucleotides. RefSeq names its product epoxide hydrolase. Bases 1 to 1188 code for a protein of 395 amino acids. Gene Ontology annotation, biological process: epoxide metabolic process. The record is from RefSeq and is a predicted model, not a curated record. Gene Ontology annotation, molecular function: epoxide hydrolase activity. The transcript is spliced from 6 exons. Lineage: Eukaryota; Fungi; Ascomycota; Eurotiomycetes; Eurotiales; Aspergillaceae.
AUGGCACUUGCUUUCGGUAACGUCCCCUCAGGUGCGACUGUCAUCCCAUCUCCUUUCCAGGUCCAUAUUCGGGACGAGCAAAUCGAGGAGCUGCAGCUAUUGGUCAAGCUGUCAAAGCUCGCACCUCCAACAUACGAAGGUCUUCAGCAGGAUCGUAAAUAUGGUAUAACCAAUGAUUGGCUCGCCAAUGCAAAGGAGGCUUGGAAGAGGUUUGAAUGGCGAUUAGCAGAAAGCCGUAUCAACAGCUUCCCUCAGUUCACGUAUGAUAUCGAGGGCCUGACCAUUCACUUUGUGGCUUUAUUCUCCGAGAGAAAGGAUGCAAUCCCUAUUGUUCUUCUCCACGGCUGGCCAGGCAGCUUUCUCGAGUUUCUUCCCGCUCUGACUUCAAUUCGGGACAAAUAUAGCCCAGAAAACCUGCCAUACCAUAUUGUGAUUCCGUCGCUUCCGGGGUUCACGUUCUCAUCUGGUCCUCCGCUGGAUGUUAACUUCACUGGCGUUGAUACGGCCCGCGUUAUCAACAAGGUGAUGCUCAAUCUCGGUUUCGAGGAUGGCUAUGUGGCACAAGGUGGAGACAUUGGAUCAAGGAUCGGUCGCAUACUUGCAGUUGAUCAUGAAUCUUGCAAAGCUGUGCAUUUGAAUGCGUGCUAUAUGGGAAAGCCCUCCAACGUACCAGACACCGCUAUUACUGAGGAAGACAAACGCGCGCUGGCUCGCGCUCAGUGGUUUGGUACCUAUGGCAGCGGAUAUGCUCUCGAGCAUGGUACUCGACCCAGCACGAUCGGUAACGUACUAUCCACAAAUCCGGUGGCGCUGCUCGCCUGGAUUGGAGAGAAGUUCCUCGACUGGGCUGAUGAGGCUAUACCCUUGGAGACUAUCCUGGAAUCUGUAUCACUGUACUGGUUUACUGAAACAUUCCCCCGGUCUAUCUACCACUAUCGGGAGAACGUCCCGCCGCCCAAGCUGAGACAGGCCGAAGACCCCCGAUGGUACAUCCGCAAGCCAUUUGGCUUUUCAUAUUAUCCGAAGGAGCUUGUACCCACCCCACGCGCUUGGGUUGAGACAACCGGAAACCUGGUGUUCUGGCAAGCUCACGAGAAGGGAGGACAUUUUGCAGCGUUGGAAAGACCACAGGACUUCCUUGAUGAUUUGACGGCGUUCUGUGAACAAGUAUGGGCUGGAAGAAAAUGA